Molecule: messenger RNA, 3514 nt
Organism: Scophthalmus maximus (turbot)
Lineage: Eukaryota; Metazoa; Chordata; Actinopteri; Pleuronectiformes; Scophthalmidae
Gene: cab39l
Product: calcium binding protein 39-like
Exons: 9
Coding region: 278-1282 (334 amino acids)
Biological process (GO): intracellular signal transduction
Molecular function (GO): protein serine/threonine kinase activator activity
Source: RefSeq, a predicted model, not a curated record
UUCUCCACGCUAGCUUGACAGAGGGCUGGAGAGCGAGCAGAUGGAAUUCUGCGCUGCCUUCUGAGCAGGUUCCCCGCGUCUCAAAUCGACUCGCUCACAUUUCCAGCGGAUUCGCUGCUGACAAAGUAGCGCUGGCGUGUGUGAAGCCUCUGCGGGAGUCUCGGCUGGGACACAAGCGGUGAAGACGAUACCCCCCAUCUCUCUCUCUCUCUCUCUCUCUCCACCUCCACACAGACCGAACAUCUUCCCUCGAUCCAAAGGCGAGUUUGUCUCCGUCAUGCCGCUGUUCGGUAAAUCCCACAAGAGUCCGGCGGACAUUGUCAGGACCCUGAGGGAAAACCUGGCCAUCCUGGUCAAACAGGACAAGAAGACAGACAAGGCGUCGGAGGAGGUAUCAAAGUGCCUGGUGUCCAUGAAGGAGAUCCUGUGCGGGAGCAACGAUAAGGAGCCGCACACGGAGACGGUGGCCCAGCUGGCCCAGGAGCUGUACAACAGCGACCUGCUGAUAACGCUGGUAGAAAACCUGCAGUUCAUAGACUUCGAGAGGAAGAAAGAUGUUUGUCAGAUCUUUAACAACAUCCUGAGGAGGCAGAUCGGGACGAGGAGCCCCACAGUCGAAUACUUCUGUUCCCACGAAGAGGUUCUCUUUAUACUGUUGAAAGGGUACGAUUCACCGCCGGUAGCGCUGAACUGCGGGAUGAUGCUGAGGGAGUGCAUCCGCCACGAGCCGCUCGCCAGGAUAGUCCUCCGCUCCGAACAUUUCCACAGCUUCUUCACCUACGUGGAGAUGUCCACCUUCGACAUCGCCUCUGACGCCUUCGCCACCUUCAAGGAUCUCCUGACAAGACACAAAGUGCUUGUGGCCGAAUACCUCGAACAGAACUACGACGCUGUGUUUGCAGACUACGAGAAGCUACUGAACUCUGAGAAUUACGUCACCAAGAGGCAGUCACUUAAGCUUCUGGGCGAGCUGUUAUUGGACAGACAUAACUUCACAGUGAUGACGCGCUACAUCAGCAAGCCAGAGAAUCUCAAGCUGAUGAUGAAUCUGCUCCGAGACAAGAGUCUCAACAUCCAGUUCGAGGCCUUCCACGUCUUUAAGGUGUUUGUAGCAAAUCCCAACAAGACGCAGCCCAUCAUCGACAUCCUGCUCAAGAACCAGACCAAACUAAUCGACUUCCUGAGCAACUUCCAGAAGGACCGCGCCGACGACGAGCAGUUCAACGACGAGAAGACGUACCUAAUCAAACAGAUCAGGGAUCUGAAGAAAGCGGCCUCCUAGAGAAGCACCCCCUUCCUUCCUCAUCCCCCUCUUCCCCAACUUUUUAUCAAUAGGAAGAUAGAAAAAAAACAACACAUCAACAGUAAUGGUUAUUCUAUUUAAAAAAAAAAAAAUCUUCAAGACGUUAUUUGUCUUUUUUCUCUUUGUUGGUUCAUUAAAAACUUGUGCAAGAGUAGUUCUCAAUCACUGAUAUUUUUCCUUUUGGUUUUUUUUUUCCCCCAUGAACCCUUUUUUUUUCUUUUUCAUCUGUAGCACGUAGUGCCACAAGUUGUGGUGAUGGAGGCAGCUGAUAUGCUUUGUUGGAAGAACCAGCGGUUAAAGAAAAAGCUUUGGCCAAUCUGGUCGAGUGGCUGCAGAACAUACAGACGUGACCAUUUAUGUAUAUAUUUUUUUUUAUUAAUUUUUUUUAAUCAUCUGUCGCUGCUCCCAAGUUAAUUUCUAGCUGUUUAAAUGAAGUAGCUGCAAAUCAGAGAAAUAAUGAAGACUUUCUUUUUUCUUUCUUCGGCCAAAAAUUAACUUGAGAUUAAAACGGCAACAGUAACGCUCUGUCACCUUCUGCCAGCCAAACCUUAUUUUUGUCAUUUUCCUGCCAAAUCCAGCGAUUGCCUAAGUUUUCCCUUUUCUAAAACUAUGAAGCAUCAUCAGACUUAAAUACAAUCCUGAAAUGCCAACGUAGCUUCGUGGAAGCUAGCUCGUCUUCCAAAAAGUCCAAUUCUAAAAAGCCGGGGGGAGGGGGGACGACACUACACAGCAUAUAAAAAUGUAGAUUAAGAUCUUAAAAGCGCGUUACCAGUCUUAGAAGCCUCCACCUGUGCCAAUCUGAGUAUCUUAGUGAGACUGAGAACAGAGGUGUUGACCAAAGUUUGCCAAUGAAAAAUGUCAAUUAUGAGCAUAUUUGAAGAAUCUUUGAAGUGUGGAGCCUUUUAAAUUGAAUGGUGACGUUGGGCUGCUGUCGGUACAGUGAGCUCCAAUCAUUUUGAUCACUGGUUCUCUUUGCUGGUGGUUGAUAGCACUUUCUGCAUGAUAAAAAAAAGAUGAUGAAUGAAACAUUUGGGUUUUCUUCCUUUCUUUCUUUUUUUAAAAUCUGAAGAUGAUCACACUGCUUUGACGGCAUUCAUUUUAAUGUGUAUAUAUAUAUAUAUAUAGUUUCAUUUCUUGUCAUGUACAGAGUUUGUGGUUUGCACAAGUGUCAUUGUGAGUGUGAACAUGAGGAGGAGGCACUUUGCCGUGAGGAGGAGCUCUUCAUCGAGAGAGGGGAGCAGCUGUUGUUUUUCUUUCUGUGCUGUCACACGUGUUUUGGAUCUGAUGUUGGUAUUAGAAAGGAAAGAAAGAUUCAGAGGUGCCUUUUUUGGCUCUGGUGUGUUUUCCCUUCUUUUUUUAAAAAUAUAUAUAUAUUUUCAGUAUCUUUCUAGCGGAAGCCUAAUUGCGUUGAUGAAAAUAUGCUGUGGGUACAGAACACGUUUGUUGUGAUCAAGCGGUGAACCUCUUUACUCACUAUAUUUGAGUUAUGCUGUCAAAAGUUUUUUUCUUCUUUUUCUGCAGCCGAUCGGUCCCCACCAGAAUCCACACGUGAAGUAUAAGGCUGUGUCGGCGGCCGACUCGUAGGAUCACUUGACGCAGGGUGGCGCCCAAGUUGAUCUGUAACUGUGAAAAAUCCACACGUAGUUAAGAGUCAGUGAGGAUUCAAACUUUUCACUAUCGUCUUUCCCACUUUCCACUCAAAAUGUAGAACUUGUCUCCUAAUAGAUAUUCGACGUGCAUUAGCUUCCUACAUAAAAGUUUUAUGCUAAUGCUUUCAUGAUUAAUUUAAAAAAACAAAAGUCUUUUUAACCAGGACUUCAAGAUUAAUUAUCAAAUUUUAGUGACUCAGUUUGAAAUAAAGGCAGUAGUGGAGGGUGACUAACAAUCAAGUGCCAUUUUUCUCUUUUCGCAAUGUGGCAUGAAAAACACUUUCUUUCUUUUGGGUUAAUAAAAAACAUAGCAGCUAUUUUGGUUGUUAAAAGUUGUGACAGUAUUUAUAUGACAUCAGAAUAAAACCAACCAGCUUCUGUACAUCAGGCUUUUCUCUUCAGCCAAACUUUACCAUUUCCUUUCGUUGUUUUUGGCCAAUUUAAAAAAACAAAAAACUACAGUCCAGCAAAACUCCACAUUCUCUCUCCAACACCACAUUAUUUUUUUCACACUGAUGAUACUGUACCACUUAUGCAGCAAAUAAAAACGGAUGGCAAUGCA